Perca fluviatilis (European perch) is the source of this 1915-nucleotide messenger RNA. RefSeq names its product presenilin 2 (gene psen2). Gene Ontology annotation, molecular function: aspartic endopeptidase activity, intramembrane cleaving. NCBI's taxonomy places the organism in Eukaryota, Metazoa, Chordata, Actinopteri, Perciformes, Percidae. Gene Ontology annotation, cellular component: membrane raft; apical plasma membrane; lysosomal membrane. Gene Ontology annotation, biological process: negative regulation of apoptotic process; protein processing; amyloid-beta metabolic process. Bases 145 to 1047 code for a protein of 300 amino acids. The transcript is spliced from 8 exons. The record is from RefSeq and is a predicted model, not a curated record.
UAAGGUAGUAGUACUGUAAGGUAGUACUGUAAGGUAGUAGUACUGUAAGGGAGUAUUUGUCCCGGCAGGAUCUACACGCCCUUCACGGAGAACACGGCCUCGGUGGGCCGCCGGCUGCUGAACUCGGUCCUCAACACCAUCAUCAUGAUCAGCGUCGUCGUGGUGAUGACCGUCUUCCUGGUCGUCCUCUACAAGUACCGCUGCUACAAGUUCAUCCACGGCUGGCUCAUCCUGUCCUCCCUCAUGCUGCUCUUCUGGUUCAGCUUCAUGUACCUCGGCGAGGUGUUUAAGACGUACAACGUGGCGGUGGACUACCCGACGGUUGCCGUGGUGAUCUGGAACUUCGGGGGGGUGGGGAUGAUCUGCAUCCACUGGAAGGGCCCGCUGGCGCUGCAGCAGGCCUACCUCAUCCUCAUCAGCGCCCUCAUGGCCCUCGUCUUCAUCAAGUACCUCCCCGAGUGGUCGGCCUGGGUCAUCCUGGGCGCCAUCUCCGUCUACGACCUGGUGGCCGUCCUGUCCCCUAAAGGUCCUCUCCGCAUGUUGGUGGAGACGGCACAGGAACGCAACGAGCCCAUCUUCCCCGCCCUCAUCUACUCCUCGGCCAUGAUGUGGACAGUGGGGAUGGCGAGCCCAGCGGACGCUCAGCGCUCCGGACACGAAACAGACGAGGAGGCGGAGCAGAGCGGUGGGGGGGCGGAGCCUGAGAGCAGCGGGGGGGCGGAGCCUGAGAGCCGACAGCCCCGGCCGUUUACAGACAGCGAGCUGGAGGAAGACCGGGGGGUGAAGCUCGGCCUCGGGGAUUUCAUCUUCUACAGCGUUCUGGUUGGAAAAGCUGCCGCGACCGGCGGAGACUGGAACACCACGCUCGCCUGCUUUGUCGCCAUUCUUAUCGGUCUGUGCCUGACGCUGCUGCUGCUCGCUAUCUUUAAGAAGGCUCUGCCGGCGCUACCCAUCUCCAUCACCUUCGGCCUGGUGUUCUACUUCUCCACUGACUUCCUGGUUCAGCCCUUCAUGGACAACCUGGCUGCCAACCAGUUCUACAUCUGAGAGCAAGGCCCGCCCCCUCCCAUCUGAGAGCAAGCCCCACACCCUCCCAUCUAAGAGCAAGCUCUACUCCCUCCCAUCUGAGAGCAAGCUCUACUCCCUCCCAUCUGAGAGCAAGCCCCACACCUUCGCCAUCUGAAAGCAAGCUCUACUCCCUCCCAUCUGAGAGCAAGCUCUACUCCCUCCCAUCUGAAAGCAAGCUCUACUCCCUCCCAUCUGAGAGCAAGCUCUACUCCCUCCCAUCUGAGAGCAAGCCCCAGACCCUCCCAUCUGAGAGCAAGCCCCAGACCCUCCCAUCUGAGAGCAAAGACCACCCCCUCCCAUCUGAGAGCAAGCCCCAGACCCCUCCUAUCUGAGAGCAAGUCCCAAACCCUCGCCAUCUGAGGGCCAGCAUUGAUGUAACACACAAAGACUACUUCCUGUCUCCUACCUUCUCUAAAAGUCUGUUUGAGGAACUCGAUGCGUUGUCUGAUACCUGCUGACGACUAGUUUAAACAUCCUGUAACUCGUUUAGAGUCUCUGAAUUCAAACGCUCGCCGUGACGUUUUGUUACUCCAAGCAGCGCGGCUGCGUGUGAUUGGCUGACGCUGCCGUCAGUCCGAGCAAAACAGACCUGUAAAGAUUCCCUCUGGAGAUUUAAGCUUUUUAUUGUGUCCUGUCCUGGCUGCCGGUGUCUGUUCUCCACCUGGAGCAUGUUGUUUAAAGUCCUGCUGACAUUAUUUCUUCAUAAUGUAGUCAGACACUUCUCUGUAACGGACGCAGGUUCUUCCCUCUUUAACACUACACCAGCUGCUUUGAUUUGUUGCUCUGGAAGCUGAUUUGUAUAUUUAACAUUGUAUUAAUAAUUUGGAAUAAACGUGUCUGUGAGGAU